Molecule: messenger RNA, 1095 nt
Organism: Stegostoma tigrinum
Lineage: Eukaryota; Metazoa; Chordata; Chondrichthyes; Orectolobiformes; Stegostomatidae
Product: utrophin-like
Exons: 7
Coding region: 222-947 (241 amino acids)
Biological process (GO): synaptic signaling
Cellular component (GO): plasma membrane
Molecular function (GO): zinc ion binding
Source: RefSeq, a predicted model, not a curated record
UGGAACUUUCUAACCUGGCAGUUUUCACUUUUCAUUUCUCAGAUUUCACUCUCAGACAGAACAGUUGAUGUUGACACACUGUUCAUUAAAAAUAGCAUCCACUGUAUUUUUCCCCAUGUUGUAGCUCGUGGGCUUGUGUCACCUUAACCCAUAGAGUCCAUGUUCAUUUUCAAGCAAGUUAUUACUUUCGUGAUUUCAGGUGUUACAUUCAGAAGGGUACCAUGCUGCAAUUCGAGCCUGCAGUUUCCAGAGUAAUCCCAAUGUGGAAGAUUUUGAAAAACCUCUUCAAACAAGGAGCUGAACCCACAGAAUUAUGUGACCAACAAAGCCUGAGCCUUUUGCUUCACAAUGCAGUCCAGAUCCCUCGGCAGCUGGGUGAGGUACCUUCAUUUGGAGGCAGCAACAUUGAACCAAGUGUCCGCAGUUGCUUCCAACAUGGCCAGAACAAACCAGAGAUUGAUGUUAAACACUUUGUAGAGUGGAUGAGACUGGAGCCUCAGUCCAUGGUGUGGCUGCCUGUUCGACACCGUGUGGCAGCUGCUGAAACUGCAAAACAUCAGGCUAAGUGUAACAUCUGCAAAGAGUACCCACUCGUAGGUUUCAGGUGCCGCAGCCUCAAACACUUAAAUUAUGACAUCUGCCGAAGCUGUUUCUUUUCGGGACGCACAUCCAAGGGGCACAAGCUACAUUACCCAAUGGUGGAGUACUGCACUUCAACAACAUCAGGUGAAGAUGUGCGUGAUUUCACCAAGGUGCUGAAAAAUAAGUUCAGAUCAAAGAAAUACUUGGCCAAGCAUCCUCGUUUGGGUUAUUUCCCAGUACAAACAGUCCUAGAAGGACACAAUCAUCGCCUUGGAAGCUUCAUCACGAUACUACUUUGCAUUUCUGAAGAGGGAAGAAGAAAUCAAUAUGCAAAUUCAAUUCCAUGGUUUUGGAAGUCCCAUUGAGAACACGAUUCAUUUGCGCCGGCACAAUGCUCUGACCGAGAAAGAAUUGAAGUACCACGCUGAGUAUUGUUAUCCCGAUAGUUCUUUCGUAUCAGUCCGUGUGUAUUCCUGGGCGAAUGUGCUCGUGUGGUCUCAGGAGUUGCGGAGG